UCAUUCUUCAUCAUGAGCACCAUUGACACUAAAUUUCGAUCGCUCAGUAAGUUGGCUGCCGAGUGCCAACGACAAGUAGAACGUCUUCACCAUGUAGACUCCAUGACCGUUCAAAAAGAAGUCGCGGACUUGAUCAAGUCCAGCAUCCGUUGUCUACAACAAGACAUUGAGGUUGUAAAGUUAUUAGCAGAGCAAGAGGAUCGUGAGGCUUCAAAGAUGAAUAUUUUGAAUCGCUUGCAUGAAUACGAAAAGCAAUGCAGACAGUUACAAGUGAGCUCACGUCAAGCAAUUUUGUUAUCCAAGAAACGUGUGGAUGAUCAGGAAAAGAAGAAUCGCGAAGAGUUAUUUGGGUUAGGCAGAAAAAACGGAAAGAGUUUUACUGAACAAUACGAGUUAAAGCAACGUGUAGCACAUCGAGGUCAACAAGAUGAUGCAGUGUUACGUGCUUCUUCAGAUGUGACAGAGGCAUUAAAACGAACAAGUACAUUAAUGCAACAAGAAUUAGAAAAGAGCACCUUUUCAGCUAGCAUGCUCUCCGAAUCGUCUAGAACGCUCUCAUCAACCUAUAGUGAAUAUCAAAAUCUGAGUUCAUUGGUGCAGAUUUCUAAACGAGUGAUUACUCAGCUUGAAGCCUCAGAUUGGUUUGACCGACUCCUACUCUUAUUUGGUCUUGUACUAUUUAGUAGUGUUGUACUCUAUAUCAUUAAGAAACGGACGUGGGAUGUAGGCAUUUCUUGGGUAUCUUGGUUGACACAAACAAAGAAAAGUAAACUUGCUCAAACAACAACAACUACAAUCCUAGUCGAACCCAUCCGUACUACAUUGAAAUCUGUCUCCACGCUAAUUCCUACGGUGAUCAAGGAUGAGUUAUGAACCUGUGUCAAAUAUGAUUAAAGCUCCGAUACAAAACAGUGUGUGCAUAAAAAAAAAAAAAAAAACUCACAUAUUUUUUUGUCUUUUUUUCUUUUUCUUUAUUAUUUUAAAAGAAACCUUCACUACCC
Messenger RNA from Mucor mucedo, 1001 nucleotides. RefSeq names its product Sec20-domain-containing protein. The record is from RefSeq and is a predicted model, not a curated record. Gene Ontology annotation, cellular component: SNARE complex; endoplasmic reticulum. The coding region runs from base 13 to 873 and encodes 286 amino acids. The transcript has 5 exons. Gene Ontology annotation, biological process: retrograde vesicle-mediated transport, Golgi to endoplasmic reticulum. Gene Ontology annotation, molecular function: SNAP receptor activity. Lineage: Eukaryota; Fungi; Mucoromycota; Mucoromycetes; Mucorales; Mucoraceae.